AAUUGUUUAUUUUCUAAAGUUCAUUAUUUUGUUGACGAAAAAGAAAUGAAACAAAAAGCAAAUUCAUUAAUAUAGAAGCCCUCUCCCGCCAGGAAGCAAUAAACGAACAAGAACCUGUCUUUCUUCCUUCUCGUUCAUCUGAUUAAUUCUGAUUAUUUGGGCUUCGAAUUUUUCUCCUCAGAAUACGACGUGAAUGCUUGCAUGAAAUAUUUUGUGGGACUUUCAAGUUUUAAUUAAAAGGGUUCAAAGACAGCGCAAAAAUAGAGGAAUAAAAUUUAAUUGCUAAAAUCAUCAUGUGGAACACCCUAAAAGAGAGAUAUUUGUUAGAGAGCGACGAAAAAGCAGCUCUUGAAAGUGAAAUGGAGACGCUACAAAAAAAUUUAACUCGAGUAACAAAUGAAAAGGUGGUUGCUCUUAUGGAAUUGGCACAAUUGAAGCAGGAAUACAAUCUACUACAAGAGAAACUCAAUGAGGAUAAGCUUGUAAUUGAUAAAGAAGAGAAAAACAUGAUUCAUGAUAAAGAUGGAAGAUUAAAAAGUUUGUUAAAAAAGACAUACUUUAGCGAGUGCUUUUAUCCUCAACAAGAUUAUGCACAAAAUAUCAGCAAGAACAGUUCUAGUGCUACCACGGAUUUUGCAAAAAUGAAGGUUGAAUAUAUAUCACACAUGGAGACCUUGAAAAGCAUGGAACAUUUAGCUAGUACAGUUCGUAGACUUCGUUUAUCACUCAUUAAGGUUAAAGAAUCUGUUUCAAUAUCGAAUACGGUUUCAGACAUUAUUGAAAAUGUUGAGACAGAGGCAAAACUUUUAAAGACGGUUUGUGUUCCUGUAAGUUGGUCAGAUGAGUUGGAUACAAGUGAGGGGAAAGUUGAUGCCGUGUCAGCAACUGGUUUUGAGAUGGUGGAGUUGCUUAUUUUAGCCACACAACUAUUAAAAAGCUCGAUGUCUUGAAACAGAAAGAGAGAUAGAUAGAUAAUAAAUUGGUUUGUGGUUUGAUGGUGAAUAGUUUGUAUAGACAUAUCCCUUGGUCCAUGUUUAUAUUGUUUUUGUGUGCUAUUAACUUAA
Messenger RNA from Lactuca sativa (garden lettuce), 1064 nucleotides. RefSeq lists its product as uncharacterized. Lineage: Eukaryota; Viridiplantae; Streptophyta; Magnoliopsida; Asterales; Asteraceae. The record is from RefSeq and is a predicted model, not a curated record.